CGCAUUUGUGGGAGGUAAAACAAACCAUUUUCUAUACUUUUUUGUGGAUAUAUGGCAUAAGUUAAGCAAUGUAGAUUUACUACUUUAUGAUAUAUACAGGUCUGCCGGUUAUCGAUGGGAAAUUCUUCUAAUGGUUGGUCACAAUGUGAUGUUUAGUGUCGAGGCUACACAGGCAGUUGCUAGCUUCUGAAUAAGUUUGACGCUCGAAUUUUGUUUGCAGACGAAGCAAGACCAAGUGUUUGGUGCUUUGCAGUGUACAUGGACGGCUGUAGUGAGACGAUACAAAGUCUGCAUAUUAUCAGGACACUCUCCUGGGAAAGAAUAAAAAAUGAGAAUAAAUGACAUAAACAAACCUUGAACCAAGCCCUAGGAGGGAAUGUAGUAACUCACCUUGGCCAUGUAGCCUAAUGACGUAGUAUGCCUAAGGUUCGUCCUACGAUACAACGUCCAAUCUGUUUCCCAUUAACCAUUUGAAUGGUCCAUGGCAAUAAAUUGAAGAAUGUAAGCAGAAGUUCUUAAGACAAGCCAAUGUAGGGUCUGUGCCAGAAGUACGGGUAGGCUAGAUUGUUUCAUGGCAUACUGUAUGACUACAUGUAAGAGCGGACAUCGCUUUUUGAAAAAAAAAACAGAAGUUUACACCCAGUUUCACAAAGCGACACACAACAUUUUCUUUAUCGUACAUAUGUCGUACAGUAUUUUGUAUGUCACUAUUAAUGUACCAUUGUGCUAUAUGUGCGAUAUCGUACAAGUAUGACAUCUUUGUGAAAGUGGCCCAUGUUCCCGUCUCCACUGCCAUUAUGUACUACAAGCCACAAAUGCAUUUCUAGAGCUGUGCGAGAUGUGUUUUCAGUCUGGCUAGUACCAUGGAAUCUUGCCUUUAGCUGCGUUAGUUUGUGACAGCCACCAGCCUGUCUCCUCCAUAUCCGCAUGAGCUUAAUUGCAGGACUUCUGAAAUACUGAAUCUGCCUGUUAAGAAAGCGGGACUCUAGCAAAACAAUACAGCUAGACCGCAGGAUUUUAUGGCUAUUGGUAGAGUGAAUAUACCUCUUGCAUAUAGUCGGGUCUGUCUGCUCUAUAGUGGUUACUGUAAAAUCACAUCAGGUCGCACAAGUGUAGCCAGUAGACCAUACUGAAAAGCACGUCAAAGAUAAUGACACAUUUAUAGAACAAUGUGUAAACGUAUGAUUGAAUGAGGGGUGGGGGGGAGAAUAUGUUGCCUUUUAGGGUCCAAUAGUUGUGGAAUAAUGUUUGACACCUUGUACAUUUAUUUACGUAUUUAUUUUAUGGGUGUUUUUAACACCAUGCUCAAGGCUUUUUCACUUACGUACAGUGACAGCAGUUAUGUUUAAACAUCAAAAGCUGGAUUUUUACACACAAACUCAAUGGUAAGGGGCAUGUUGAAACAAAUCAAUGCUUUGACUAUCUGAACCACUCUGAGGGCCCCACGGAACACCAACCUUCAGUUUUGAUAUAUUUGCUGUCUUUUAGUUAUGUUAGGAACUAGUUUUGGGGUUUCUGUUGUGAGAUGAACAUUGAAGGCUUCUUACUGAGUUUUGUCCCAUUUUUACACCUGACCAUAUUGCAGAAUCAAAGAAGAUUAAGAAAACAUAAAUUAAUAUAUGUUAAUCAUGUUAAAAUAAAAGGUUGGUUUGUGGAUGAUGGGGAACAUAUAUACUUCAUGUACUUGUAGGCAUGUAUCUGUUAUAAUUAGUUUUUGUAGAUCAGCCAAGAUGCCCCUUGAUACCUUUAUUUGUGGGAGCUGCCAUGUGACAUUCAAUGACAUUGAACACUUCAUUGUCCACAAGAGAGAUGGCUGUGGGGCUCAAGAGGGGGUUGAUGAGAACCUGGGUCAGUCGGUGACAUAUACAGUACAGAUGGAAGGGGUGGCUACUACAGAAGCAGAUGGGAAUUUCACCACACCCGAGGGACAGGACAUCACAACAGUAGUCUUCCCUACAGGUGGGGAAGAGCAGUCUCAGAUGGUGGAGUUAAGCACCCCUGACAUGCCUGAGGCAGACAGUUCAGAAGGACCAUAUUCUCAGACACUGCUGAUUGUCACCACAGCCUCACAGAAAAAAACAACAGGUAAAAAACGAGGGCGAGGGAAGAAGAAAGAGCCUCCACCAAAACAGCCAGAAAAGUUACCCCUUCCUGAUAAAAGUACUGAUGGAAAGUAUCACUGUAAGCGUUGCAAGAAGGCGUUUGGGAAAGAGCGUCACUUCCUGACUCAUCGCUGCAUGGCCGCGUCCGACUAUGUGGACAUCUCCAAGAGGGACGUUGUGAAGCUGGAAGGUGAUGAGGAUGGUGAUGAAGAUGAGGAUGAUAUUAACAUGUCCAUGGAGGUAGAGGACAGUGAUGAGUACAAGUUGCCAGCCACUGUGACCAACGAGGAUGGAGAGUUGGAAGAAAAGGGUGAAACAACUCCAGAAGCGGUCAGCAAUAUCCUAGUUACAGAUGGUGACACAGAAGCCUUGGUGGACAAAUCAUCAGAGAUUGUACAGGACCUUCCCAUCUUCAAUAAUACUGAUGAGAAAACAGCAUUUGAGGAAAGUUUGAAUGUCGACCUCAGCGGACUUGAUGGGAUGUUUCGUGUCCACAUGAUCGAACAGGACUUAAACGAAAAUGCCUCUCAGCCUUCACGGCAUUCAGGCAGUAACUGCUUCUUUCUCUACUCCUGUAAAACCUGUACCAAAGUGUUCAAGACCUUGUCUCACAUGAGACUUCACUGUCUUAUUCACACAAAGCUCAAGCCAUUCAAGUGUACAAAGUGUGACUACACAUGUAAUUCUAAAGGUAACCUCUAUACCCAUAUGAGGAAGCACACAGGCCAGUUUUACACUUGUUCUGACUGCGAUUUCAAAACUGUCAACAAGAGUCAUCUUAUAGAGCACAAAUCCACACAUUCUCUGGAGAAACAUCAGUGUGAGAUGUGCAAGAAAGAUUACAAGACUGUGAAAUCUCUGAUUAACCACAUCCGUAAGUAUCACUCUUCAAAACGUGGCAAGGAAUAUCUGCAGCGUUUUACAACAGGCAGGCAGUCGCGUGGAAUGACCAUCAUCCACCAGUGUCACGUUUGUAACAGGAAGUUCAAGAAGAAGAUCGACCGUGACAGACAUCUUUUCACCCAUGACAUCAAAGACACGCCCAAUGUGAAGCACUGUGAGCUGUGUGAUUAUUCGGCCAGUCGCCGCGUCUACCUGGAGAACCAUUUCCUCAAGCAUAGGGUGGUUUACCAGUGUUGCGAGUGUCCGAAGCGCUUCCUGAGUUCAAUCCGUCUGAUUGACCACCUCAGCAGUCAGCAUGGUAAGGACAAUUCUGCCGUGAAAUGGGAAGCACUGUUUGAGAAGUGUAUAGACUGCAGUUACUUCUUGCCUGAACCAGGACUUGUCACUGGCCAAUCAGAAAGCAUGAUUGUCAAUCUCCCAUCAGAGUUGUCCAGCGAGAGUACUUCAGCUUUGAGCGGUUUGCAGGGUAGCGACUCAAAUAGUUACUUGACGGUCACAGACAAUGGUGAGACUACCGAAGCCGGAGACGCUGGUCAAACUGAGACUUUGUCAGCGGAUAUGAUAUCAGGUAAUGACGAAGAGGUCAGCACAACAGAGAAAACAGCCAACAAGGAAAAUUCAGAGGAGGAAACUGCUAAAAAUAAAGCAGCAGAAGAGACAAGGGCAGAAGACAGGGGUGUGAAUGUCUCUGCACCAGAUAGAGAUAAAACAGGCGAGGCUACAGAGGUUGAAUCAGGGCUGCAUAUAGCUGACACAGAAGGGCAGGCGGACAAACAGACAGUCACACCCGUGGACGCAAAAGCCGGCGGACAGGCCUUGGUAAAGCAGCCUGGCAAAAAGGGCGGCAAAAGGGGUAAAAACAAGUCUGCUGUUAAGGUUAGUGUGGAUGAGUCUGAUGAGAGUGGAGACGGUCUGGCGAUGAAGGAGACCCAAGAGACAGAGACAGAUCUGAUCACCAGGCUGGGAUUUAGGCAGAUGAACAUGAAGAUCUUCCACAAGAUGAGGGAGACAUUCGGGGAGGAGGAGUGUGAAUACUGUGGCCGGCUGUUCUUCAAUAAGUGUGAUUACGAGCCUCACCUUCGCACGCAUACAGGAGACAAGCCAUGGUCAUGUGACAAGUGCUCCUACCGGGCGAUAACAAAGGACAACUUGAAGCGACACGUGGAACGGGAACAUGAGAAAGUGACGUUCCCGUGUGCGGAGUGUGAGUUUAUCGCCACCAGUCGCACUCAGCUGUGGAGUCAUCAGCUCAAACACAAGGGCAUGUCCACCGUCGAGUGUCCAGUCUGUAAGGAAACAUUUGAAACGUUGAAGGACCUGACAGCCCACGGGACGGCCAGCCACCCUGACGUUCCGGAAAUGGACUGGCAGAAGACUCAGGGCUAUGUUCAGAAAGCUCAGGGAAAGAUGGGGCGCCGCUCGUACAAAUGUCCAUACUGUGAGAAAGUGUUUUUCCGUGCCAGUUCUGAACUGCAGAAACACUUGUGGAUUCACCAGGGUAUCAAGCCAUUCAAGUGCCCCCUCUGCCCUUAUGCCUGUCGCAGCAACAACAACCUGCAGGCCCAUAUGCUGCGACAUUCCAGUGAUAAACCCUUCUUGUGUACGGAGUGUGGUAAAGCGUACAAGUCCAGGACAGCCUUACUGUGGCACACACGCUCACACAAGGGAGGGAAACUCUUCAAAUGUGACAGGUGUCCGUAUGAGGGCAGCCAAAAGAGCCACCUAAACCGUCAUAUGGAGACCCACAACGUGCAGAAGAGGUUUGCAUGUGACCACUGUGAAUUCUCCUCCAACACCAUAGGUUACAUGAAGACCCACUACUCGCGCCAGCACAGGGGCAAGGUCUUUCACACCUCGCAGCUCGGACAGGUGGCCCGCCCCACCAAGGCCACGCCUGCUGAGACCAAGGUGUACCGCUGCCUGUCCUGUGACUACCUGUUUGGGAACUUGAGUGACAUGAAGCGCCAUUUGAAGGAGCGUCACCAUGUGCUGGUGGACAACAUCUACAGAGUGGACACGCCAUCGCUAGGCUUCCAGCAGGAGACCACGUUACAGCCAGAUGCCACACCCCAGCAGACAAACGUGCAGGUUGUACAGAUUGAGGGACAGGACUCCAGUUUAACACCCUCAGAGCAGGAUGCUGGGGCAGCACUGCAGGCACUACAGAACGCUGGCACUUUCUCUGUCCCUUCCCAAGACAUGGAUGAGAAGACAGCAUCAGCAGUGAAUAUCCUGCAGCAGAUUAUUGACAUGUCACAGCAGGGUGCAUUUGGUCAGCAGCAGAUAACUGUACAAGCUGAAGACGGCCAGAUGUUAGACGUGGAUCCAGAGACAAUCAUAGUUCAGCAGGCAGAGGAGGUGGUCAUGUCUUCUGACGGAACGCCCCUAGAGGUAGACCAGCAGUACGUCAUACAGUAUGUCACCCCAGAAGACAUCAUUGCUCAGGAGGGGGGCCCUCGUGAGACCCAAGUGAUUCAAACACAGGAGGCUGCCUCUCAUGAAUCCAAAGACAUUGCCACACAGGAGGUGAUUCAGGAGGGGGUCCAUCCAGAGCCUCAGAAUGUUAUUCUUCACCAGGUGUCAGAAGAUCAGAGCAUUAUCUCCCAGGAGGGGUUGAUUCUGGAACCUCAAACUAUAGAGUCUGUUGCCAUGGAGAUUGUGGCCGAUCAAGAGGUUGCCACGACAGUCUGAUACUUGGACAACCUUUGUGUUUAACAUUCAGAAAUGUCAUUUAUUUGAAUUUGGAGGUAUUGAAAGCAUUGUUUUUCUAUGAAUAAGCCACAUUCCCAUUUUGGGUGGUUGCCAUAUUUCAGUCAAAAUGUCAUGAGCUUUCAGCUUUUACAGCCUGAGUGCUCAUUUUCUCUCCAGCAUAUGUGACAUACCCAACAGAUGCAUGCUUACUACAUUGAAUGUCUAUUUCAAUGAAAUGCAAUAUGGCAAGUGAUAUUCCUACCCUAUAACUUCUGUAAAAAGCAAUCGAGAAACUGAAAAUACCAAGUAUAAGAUGGUUCCUUUGAGAUGUUUCUGUUUUAUUAGCUGUAGAGAAAAGCUUCAGCUUGAAACUGUAAAGGCCUCUCCGCUCUAGGUGGUAAUUUGACAACAGCUGCUCUCUAGUGGUGAAUGUUCUAGUCGCUGCUUAAAAUGUGAAUGUGGUUUAUACAUGAACAUCAGGUUUUAUUUGAAAUAUAAAGGCUUAUUCAUUUGCAUUGAGGUUUGGUGAUGGGGGGAGGUUAUUUCACUGAGCAAGCAUCAUAGAAAAUACGUACACGCAUCCUUGACAAGAGGGAAACCAGAUCUGGUCAUUGUGUUACGGGAAACAAGUCAACUUUUAUUCGUGAAGAGUUACACAGCAGUUUUGUGCAGCUGCAUGAAAUUUAUUUAUUCCAUUCGCACUCAAGAAUAUUUUACUUAUAUGACGGCGGCCAGCGUUGUGGUGGGAGGAAACCGGUCAGAGCCGGUGGAAACCCACGACCAUCCACGGGUUGCUGCCAGAUGUACAGCCAGAGAGGAAGCUAGCAUGAGCUGGACUUGAACAUGUAAUUUAUAAUGGCUCAGGCCAUCAACAUAGCAGGACAAAAACAUUUCAGGUUACUUUUGUAGAAAUCAGAAUUGUAGAAAAUAACAUGGAAACAUUCAGGAAACAUCUUAUUUAUUCUGUAAUGAAGUACAUGUUCAACACAACUGAAAAAGUUAGGUGAUAUACAUCAUUGGAGACGCCACGUGGGAAUGGUGAUGACAUUAAAAUUUUCUCUUGUUCCAACUGUAUUGAUUUGCAUGCUAAAGAAUUUCAUGUGCAUUGAAUUAGUUUAAAUAGGAUUUAAUGGGGAUUUCAAAAUGAGUCCUAUGUAAUGUGGGUUUAUUGGUUUAUAUGGGAUUCGAAUUUUAGGAGAGUUUUCAUUUAGCCAAAAUGAUGAACAUGACAUGUUAAAAUGAAUUGAUCUUUUAUUUCUAUCAUUCAUUUUUACACAGUGUAGAAUUUUAUGAACAUUGAUGUCAUUGUAAAUACGAUCCAGUGGAUUGGUGCCACAGACAUGAUGUGUUAAAAGAUGUUAAUAGCUACUUUGAAAGGCAUAAUUUUGUAGGAUUUUGUUAAUUAUUUGAACAAAAUAAAACCAGAUGACUGGCUUUGACCUUAUAAAUCA
Messenger RNA from Liolophura sinensis, 7147 nucleotides. Its product is annotated as zinc finger protein ZFAT-like. Gene Ontology annotation, cellular component: nucleus; nucleoplasm. The transcript is spliced from 13 exons. Lineage: Eukaryota; Metazoa; Mollusca; Polyplacophora; Chitonida; Chitonidae. Bases 1656 to 5696 code for a protein of 1346 amino acids. Gene Ontology annotation, molecular function: RNA polymerase II cis-regulatory region sequence-specific DNA binding; DNA-binding transcription repressor activity, RNA polymerase II-specific. The record is from RefSeq and is a predicted model, not a curated record. Gene Ontology annotation, biological process: regulation of transcription by RNA polymerase II.